AUGGCCGCCUCCGAGCCGACGGCGCUGCUGUCCGAAGCCGACGGCGCCUUCUACGCGUUCGCCGGCGUCAUGCUCGCGCUCUACAUCGUCCCCGCGUCGCUCUUCACGCUCCACCGCGUCGUGCGCACGCCCACGUCGCGCCUGCGCUCGCGCUCGUUCGCACUGCACCUCGCGCUAUUGGCCGUCGCCUACGGACUGCUCUGGCGCUGCCUUGUCGCGCUCCAGCACGUCGACACGUCGGGCGUCUUCGACCCGUACGACAUAUUGGGCGUCAGUGAGUCGUCGUCGUCGCGCGAGAUCAAAAAGGCCUUUCGCACGCUCGGGCGGCAGCUGCACCCGGACAAGAACCUGCACGACCCGCGCGCGACGAGUGCGUUUGCGCGCGUGACAAAGGCCUACGAAGCGCUCACGGACCCCAAGAGCAUGGCGAAUUACCAGAAGUACGGCCACCCGGACGGGCGCCAAGCGCUGCUGUUUGACGUGGCCUUCGCCUCGGCCUUUCGUGGCAGCGACAGCAGCAGCUCGGGAUCGAUCGUGGUCGUGCUGUACUUUGGGGCCGUGUUUGCUGGCCUCGCGUACCUCGUGUACUGGCUGCAGCAACGGGCUGGCCGUCGCGAUCGCACGACUGUCUCGAAGGCCACGCGCGAGCGCUUUGUCGUAGCGCUGACUGCGAAAAUGAGCGUCCACGACGUCGUCGAGCUGCUCUUGUCGUGUGACGAGAUGGUGGGCGCUGCGGCUGGGAUCGUGGACGAGGCGCGGAACGACGCGCAGCUGCGGACCAAGACGCACGAGAAACUGGCCAAGAAAAUGGAUGCGGCCAAGGCGCUACCGGGUGAUGUGAUCAGUCGCAUACGCAAGCAUCCGGACCCGGUUGCUCGCGAAAACAUGCUGGCGCUGUACCAGUUUCUACGUCGAGGGAAAUUGCGUGGGGUAUCACGUCCAGCGUGGGUGGACCAGCGGUUCCAGAAGGUGUUGCUCGAGCUACCGUUCUUGCUGGACAUUUUUGCCACAAUUGCUGCUGAGCAGCUCGUGAUACGCGCGUACCCGGCAAUUCCACUGCUGCGGGCACUGUCCCUGCUGUCGAGUAUUGCUCAGGGAAGCUUUGUACCGGACGACGUGGCGUUGCGUGACCAGAACGAGCGAGUGGCGGCUAUCGAUGGACAGUUGCCACAGCUGCAGCUGGAAAACACGACGCUGGAGGUGUUGGACGAGUCGAGUGUUCGCCCUGGAGACUGGCUCACGCUGCAGACGACUCUGCAACGGCGUCACGUCAAAGCGAACGAGACGGCACCUCUAGCAGCCACGUUUUACGAUCACGUGGAUCCGAAGAGUCCAUUUCGUAAGGAGCAUGUAUGGUUUCUCGUCAUGGACAAGGAAAGUGGUCGGCUCUAUUCGGCGUGGAAGUGUCUGGACCUAUCUCAGCAAGUCGAGCUAAAACGAGGUUUCUUGGGACCCGAGACUCCAGGCAAGUACGAGCUGGAGGUGCGUGUGCUGUGCCCGGCGUAUCUAGACGUGCAGUCCAAGACCACGCUGCCCCUUGUCGUUGGGACAUCGUAG
Messenger RNA from Hyaloperonospora brassicae, 1557 nucleotides. NCBI's taxonomy places the organism in Eukaryota, Oomycota, Peronosporomycetes, Peronosporales, Peronosporaceae. The record is from the annotation of a GenBank genome assembly.